This is a messenger RNA of Trematomus bernacchii (emerald rockcod), 1942 nucleotides long. It is a transcript of the gene tbx5b, whose product is annotated as T-box transcription factor 5b. Gene Ontology annotation, biological process: pattern specification process; positive regulation of DNA-templated transcription; cell fate specification. The transcript has 9 exons. The record is from RefSeq and is a predicted model, not a curated record. Lineage: Eukaryota; Metazoa; Chordata; Actinopteri; Perciformes; Nototheniidae. Gene Ontology annotation, cellular component: nucleus. The coding region runs from base 243 to 1841 and encodes 532 amino acids. Gene Ontology annotation, molecular function: DNA-binding transcription factor activity, RNA polymerase II-specific; RNA polymerase II cis-regulatory region sequence-specific DNA binding.
CCGAGUUGUGCGCGCAGGGAGACGGGCAGCAGAGCGAGAAACAACCCGGUGUUUUAUCGGAACAGAGUGGAUUUUUAAGAACCGACACUGCAACAUUUGGACUGUUGGAUUUAAAGGAAAAUAUUAAUUUUAAAUCAAAGCAAGCUGUAAAAAAAAACCCUCCAAAAAACCGGCUGCGCGGGCGUGUAGGAUUAUGAGCGUGUUUUCUGCAGGGAGAGCAGAGCAGUGCAUUUGAGUGGGACAUGGCAAACGGAGGGGACCAGUUCGGCCUUGCGGAGAGUCCGGACUCGGACUGCAUGGAUUCCCCAAAAGAGACCAAACCGGAAAAUCCGAGCUACACCUUAAACUCUCCAGCCUCUUCCCCGCAGACAGCAUCCAGACAGCAGCCAGCGGCUACUACUACGGAGCAGAAUGGAAUGGAAGGAAUCAAAGUUUUCCUCCACGACAGGGAACUUUGGACAAAGUUUGAUGAAGUGGGAACUGAAAUGAUCAUCACCAAGGCUGGAAGGAGGAUGUUUCCCAGUUACAAGGUGAAAGUCACGGGACUCAACCCAAAAACCAAGUACAUACUUCUGAUGGACCUUGUGCCCAAGGACGACCACCGAUACAAAUUUUCCGACAACAAAUGGUCGGUAACGGGAAAGGCAGAGCCCGCGAUGCCCGGGAGGCUCUACGUCCACCCGGACUCCCCGGCCACCGGGGCGCACUGGAGCCGCCAGCUCGUCUCUUUCCAGAAGCUCAAACUCACCAACAACCACCUGGACCCCUUUGGACACAUAAUACUCAACUCCAUGCACAAAUACCAGCCUCGCCUCCAUAUUGUCAAGGCGGAUGAGAACAACGGCUUUGGCUCCAAAAAUACGGCUUUCUGCACCCACAUCUUCUCUGAGACUGCCUUCAUCGGUGUGACGUCCUACCAGAACCACAAGAUUACACAGCUGAAGAUAGAGAAUAAUCCUUUUGCUAAGGGCUUCAGAGGCAGCGAUGACAAUGAGCUGCACCGCAUGGCCAAGCUCCAAGGGAAGGACUUCCCUGUGGUCCCUCGCAGUACUGUCCGUCAGAGGGCCUGCUCCACCGGGAGUCCCUUCAGUGGGGAGGGUCGGGGUCUGCGGGGCUCCCCUGAAACAGUGGGGUCCCCGUUCAGCUGUGAGAACCGUUUGAGUCCCCAGGAGCUGCUGAGGGCCCCCCCUGCGCACUACACCCUGGCCCCUCCUCACAUGCAGCACAGCCACCAGCCGCAGGUCUACUGCACCAAGAGGAAAGUGGGGGAGAACUGCUCUCCAGGAAAUCGCCAGCAGCCGUAUAAGAAAGCCUUCACCGGUAGCUCUCCAAGUGAGGGCGAGUCUUACUACCACCCCUCCUCCUACCCUCCUCCUCCACCCGGUCUAUCCAACAACCCUCUCACCGACUCCCCCUACAGCUCAGACAUGGGACAGCGCCAGGCGUGCAUGUUUGCCGGAUCUGAACCCAGACUGGAUGAACUCAACUGUACAUCCUGGUCCUACAGCAGCCCUCCCCCCUCUGCCAUGACCCCCAUGGAUCCCUACCCACCUUACACCCCUCACCCCCCCUACAGCUCCAGCCCUCAGGGUUCCCGACUCAGCGCCAUAGCCAACCAGAGCUCUCCGACGCUGGGAGAACACAUCGGCCACCACCCCUAUCCGAGCCAGAGUGCCGCACCUCCACCUCAGAGCUCCCAAAACAUUCACAGCAGGCAGGUCAGCCCUCCUCUCAGAGAGUACCCUCGCUACACUCCCAACCUGUCUCCUCCUCUCUACCACACACUAGAGACACACACACACAUCAGGUGUGUCGUACCAGAAUGGAGUGCAGCCUCCUAACUGAACCAGAGGACAAACCCCAAAGACUGAUACAUGGACAGAGAUUCCUCGUCUCAUAUUCAGUGACCGUUCUUUCUGCUAUUCUGAAAGAUGCUGGCUGU